This is a messenger RNA of Nyctereutes procyonoides (raccoon dog), 2584 nucleotides long. RefSeq names its product transmembrane channel like 8 (gene TMC8). The record is from RefSeq and is a predicted model, not a curated record. Gene Ontology annotation, cellular component: plasma membrane. NCBI's taxonomy places the organism in Eukaryota, Metazoa, Chordata, Mammalia, Carnivora, Canidae. The transcript has 16 exons. Gene Ontology annotation, molecular function: mechanosensitive monoatomic ion channel activity. The coding region runs from base 77 to 2212 and encodes 711 amino acids.
UUGGGGACCGGAUCCCUUGUCCCCAGGAGGCAGGGGAUUGCCAGCCAGCGCCCCCAACCUCCCGGCCACCGCAGAGAUGCUGAGGCAGUGGUCAGUGGAGUCCGGCCAGGCCUCCCAGGAGCCAGAAGCCGGAGUGGAGGAACUGUGGGAGCAGGAGGUGGCGCGGCUGCAGUCCUCCCAGGCGCUGGUGCGGGAGCUGCCCUAUGCCAUGGUGGACAAGCGCUUCAUCCGGCAGCUGCGGGAGCCCGAGGGCGCCAAGACCUCCUGCUGGCAGCGAUGGCAGCACCGGCGGCGGGCAGUGGGGCGGCGCCUCGGGGAGGCAGCGCGGCGGCUGGCCCAGGGCUUCGGGCUCUGGGAAGGGGCCCUCUACGAGAUCGGAGGCCUCUUUGGCACCGGAAUCCAGUCCUACUUCACCUUUCUCCGCUUCCUGCUGCUGCUCAACCUGCUGACCCUGCUGCUGACCGCCAGCUUCGUCCUGCUGCCCCUGGUCUGGCUCCGCCCCGGUGACCCAGGCCCGGCCCUCAACUUCACCCUCCAGUGCUCUGAUGGCCUCCAGUCCCAGACUGGUGUUCCCAGGUUCCACAAUCAACUCUGGAAUGUCUUAACCGGCAGGGCCUUCAACAACACUUACCUCUUCUACGGCGCCUACCGAGCGGGUCCAGAGAGCAGCUCGGCCUACAGCAUCCGCCUGGCCUACCUCCUGAGCCCCCUGGCCUGCCUCCUCCUCUGCUUCUGUGGGACUCUUCGGCGGAUGGUGAAGGGGCUGCCACAGAGGCUGUUUCUGGGCCAGGACUACAGGUCGCCCGUCAGCGUCCAAGUGUUCUCCUCCUGGGACUUCUGUAUCCGGGGGCAGGAAGCAGCCACCAUCAAGAAGCAUGAGAUCAGCAACGAGUUCAAGGUGGAGCUGGAGGAAGGGCGUCGGUUCCUGCAGGUGCAGCAGCAGACCCGGACCCAGAGGAUCUGCCACCUGCUUACCUACCUGCGAGUCAACGUCCUCAUCGGGCUCCUGGUGGUUGGGGCCAUCAGCGUGAUCUUCUGGGCCACCAAGUACUCGCAGGACAACAAAGAGGACUCACUGUUUGUGCUGCUGCAAUACCUGCCCCCUGGGGUCAUCGCCCUGGUCAACUUUCUGGGGCCCCUGCUAUUUGUUUUCCUCAUCCAGCUGGAGAACUACCCCCCCAACACUGAGAUCAACCUUGCCCUCCUCUGGUGCGUUGUCCUGAAGCUGGCCAGCCUGGGAAUAUUCUCCUUCUCUCUGGGCCAGACCGUGCUGUGUAUCGGCAGAAACAAGACGAGCUGUGCGGCCUACGGCUACAACGCCUGUGAUUACGAGUGCUGGGAAAACGCGGUCGGGGAAGAGCUAUACAAGCUGAGCAUCUUCAACUUCCUCCUCACCGUGGCCUUUGCCUUCUGCGUCAGCCUGCCUAGGAGGCUGCUGGUGGAGCGGUUCAAGGGCAGGUUCUGGACGUGGCUGGACCGAGAAGAAUUCCUGGUGCCCAAGAAUGUCCUGGACAUCGUGGCGGGGCAGACGGUCACCUGGAUGGGCCUCUUCUACUGUCCCCUGCUGCCUCUGCUCAACAGCAUCUUUAUCUUCCUCACCUUCUACAUCAAGAAGUACACCCUCAUGAGGAACUCCAAGGCAUCUCCUCGGCGAUUCCGCGCCUCCAGCUCCACCUUCUUCUUCCAGCUGGUGCUCAUCCUGGGCCUGCUCCUGGCCGUUAUGCCCCUGGGCUACGUGGUCAGCAGCAUCCACUCCUCCUGGGACUGUGGUCUUUUCUCCAACUACUCGGCCCCCUGGCAGGUGGUCCCAGAGCUGGUGGCCCUCCGGCUCCCGCCCUCUGGCCAGCGCAUCCUCCACUACAUCGGCUCCCACGCCUUCAGCUUCCCCCUUCUCGUCCUGCUCAGCCUUGUCCUGACCAUUUGCGUCUCCCAGUCCCAGGCCAAUGCCAGGGCCAUCCGGGGGCUCCGAAAGCAGCUGGUGUGGCAAGUCCAGGAGAAGUGGCACCUGGUGGAGGACCUGUCGCGGCUGCUGCCCGAGGGCUCCGGCGUCCCUGUGGGGCCCGAGUCCCCCCACUCCCGAGCUUCGCGCCCGCGGUCCUUCUGCCCGGGGUUUCCGUGCCCGGGCUCCCCAGGCCCCAGGGCCCCCAGGCCGGGACCUUGCCUCCAGGACUCCGUCUCUAGAUUCCGCUUCUCCAGCGGCGCGGAGCUGUAGCGCCCACUCCUGCCUCCGCCAGAGCCUCCCCAGGGCCUGACCUACGUCCCCACAACCAGAGUGCCCCUGGGCCCCAGCCCCUGCGCCCUGGUGCUGGAGGCAGAGCCCAGGGGCAGCAGGAAGAAAACACGGGAAGUUGUGUCUGUGUUUUUACCUCAGUCCUAUAGACUAUUUUUGGUGAAUGUUUUGUAAGGCACAUAGUACCUUAGGGCAGUAACCCAGGAAUGCAGUUUAUAAAUACACGUCCAUGGGGGUGCUCAGAAGUGCUCCCACUGGGGCAAGACCUGGCCGCACCAAGGGCGUGCUGGUUCUGGGUGCACCUGGGCCCCCACAGCCCCAGCUCCGGAGCCACACCUGCACCAGCACCGUGCA